This is a messenger RNA of Heterostelium album PN500, 666 nucleotides long. It is a transcript of the gene empD, whose product is annotated as emp24/gp25L/p24 family protein. The record is from RefSeq and is a predicted model, not a curated record. Gene Ontology annotation, biological process: intracellular protein transport; endoplasmic reticulum to Golgi vesicle-mediated transport; Golgi organization. The transcript is spliced from 3 exons. NCBI's taxonomy places the organism in Eukaryota, Evosea, Eumycetozoa, Acytosteliales, Acytosteliaceae. Gene Ontology annotation, cellular component: COPII-coated ER to Golgi transport vesicle; Golgi apparatus; endoplasmic reticulum. Bases 1 to 666 code for a protein of 221 amino acids.
AUGAAUAAUAAAUCAAUUUUUGCCAUAGUAUGUUUGGCAUUGUGUAUUCAAUAUUCCUAUUCAUUCAUGUUUGAAGUCAGACCUGCCGAUGAAAAAUGUUUGACUGACGAAUACAGAAGAGAUACACUUGUCAAGGGUUCCUUUGAAAUCUCUGACAAACUCUCAAAGAAUCUCGCUUAUCCAACUGAAUUGGUUGCUCAAAGCAUGCAAAUGAAGUUCUACAUUCGUGAUUCACACAACUCAAUUGUAUUCAGCAAUCAAGAUGCCAAAUCAGGAAAGUUCGCCUUCACUGCUCACGAAGCUGGUGAAUAUUUAUAUUGUUUCUUGGACUCAUACAGACCACAUGCCACAAUUAUGCCAUUAAGUAGAACUGUCAGUUUGGAAAUCAAGACUGGUGCAGAUGCCAAUGACUAUCAAGAUUUAAUUACAAAGGGAACUUUGAAACCAUCCGAAGUAGAAUUGAAGAAGAUUGAAGCCGCUGUCGAUCAAAUUAAAGAAGAGAUCGUCUACAUGAAGGGUAGAGAGGAAACCAUGAGAAACACUAACGAAUCCACCAAUGCUAGAGUUGCUUGGUUGGCUGUAUUCACCAUCUUUGUAUUGUUUGGAACUGCCAUCUUCCAAAUCACCUAUUUGAAGAGAUACUUCAAGCAAAGAAAGUUAAUCUAA